GAAAGCGGCGCCGCCCGCCGGCCGCGGGCGCGGCUGAAGCCGGGCGCCCUCCACCUCCUGCCCUUAGGGUCCCCCAAAGAGCGCGGGCAAACACGGCGUGCAGCCGCGCUGCGCCGCUGGGCUCGUCGGUCCCCCAAUAGGGCGUCCCAUCCCCCUCCGCCGGCGCACCUGAGUGGGCUGGGCGCGUCGUCCCCACAGUCGGCCCUGCUGCGGCGCCCACGUUUGGUGUAGCAUCCCCGUGUCGGUCCCCGGCCCCUGCCCGGUCGUCCCGCCGCCGCAGCGGUGACCGCCUGGCCCGCCGUGCCUCCGCUGCCCGCGCUGCCGUCGCCAUGGGCAGUGAGCAGAGCUCCGAGGUCGAGAGCCGACCCAGCGAUCUGAACUCCUCAGUGACUCCUUCUCCAGCUAAGCACAGAGCCAAGAUGGACGAUAUCGUGGUUGUAGCUCCAGGCUCCCAGCCUUCCCGGAAUGUCAGCAACGAUCCCGAUGUCAUCAAAUUGCAAGAGAUUCCGACCUUCCAGCCGCUUUUAAAAGGGCUGUUGAGUGGCCAGACUUCCCCAACAAAUACCAAACUGGAGAAAUUGGAUUCUCAGCAGGUGUUACAGCUCUGCCUCCGAUAUCAGGACCACCUUCAUCAGUGUGCAGAGGCCGUUGCCUUUGACCAGAAUGCUUUGGUUAAACGAAUCAAAGAGAUGGAUCUGUCUGUGGAAACGCUCUUUAGCUUCAUGCAGGAGCGCCAGAAAAGAUACGCCAAAUAUGCGGAGCAGAUCCAGAAGGUCAAUGAGAUGUCCGCCAUCCUCCGCCGCAUCCAAAUGGGCAUCGACCAGACCGUGCCCCUGAUGGAGCGGCUCAACAGCAUGCUGCCCGAGAGCGAGAGGCUGGAGCCCUUCAGCAUGAAACCCGACCGAGAGCUCAAGCUGUAGAGCCGCCCGUGCCCUGCCGAACCCCGCUGCUGUGUGGGGACCCGGCCUAGCACCACCCCACCCGGGCCCCGGGGACGGCUGGAACCCCGGUCCCCUGAUGUGACUGGACCUCAAAGCCGGUCAGAGGGUUCAGUCCUCCCUGACGGGACAGGAGCCGUCCGGCUGGCUAAAGGCCUGAUGCCACCCCCCCGCCCACCCCCUUCCUUGAUGCAUUUUUCCGCUCUGCAAAAUGAACAAGACUCCGUCUCGGUGCUGACCGAGGUCGGAACAGUUGAAUUAUUAGGAACCCAUUACAGGACUCUGCAUCGGGAAUUAUUUUUAUUUCGUUUAGGUUUGGUUUUUGUUGUUUCUGUUUUUUUUAACUGAAAGCACGUACUGUCAGUCUAGCUUGCGGAGUGAAAACACGGAGAGGAGGAGAAUGAGGUUUUCCAAAGCUCUGUGUCCUCAGUGCCCUCACACGGGUCUCAGCGGCUUUCCGGGUUCUAAGCUGCACACAUAAAGAAGUCCUUUACUCCAGG
This is a messenger RNA of Hyaena hyaena (striped hyena), 1438 nucleotides long. It is a transcript of the gene BORCS5, whose product is annotated as BLOC-1 related complex subunit 5. The record is from RefSeq and is a predicted model, not a curated record. The transcript is spliced from 4 exons. Gene Ontology annotation, biological process: positive regulation of anterograde synaptic vesicle transport; lysosome localization; organelle transport along microtubule. Bases 330 to 920 code for a protein of 196 amino acids. Lineage: Eukaryota; Metazoa; Chordata; Mammalia; Carnivora; Hyaenidae. Gene Ontology annotation, cellular component: BORC complex; synaptic vesicle membrane; cytoplasmic side of lysosomal membrane.